AUGAGCAGGCGGAGGUUUGGGGACUAUCCGAGUCGGUCUUCGGCUAGGGACCGCGAGGAGACCGACGAGAAUCGUCGAUCGUACUCGGGUCGGGUUUCGCGUUAUUCACGACCCGAACCGGAAGCCCGGGUGGAGUACGAUACGCGUCGUUAUCAUGACGGCGGCAGAGAUAGGCAGCCGCUGAAACUGUCAGGGUUGAGCGCGGAUGUGCCUGUCUCCCAAUCGACGUCGAUGAAGUUUCAAUGGAACCAUUUGCUCGCCCAGAAACCCGACGGUUCGAACCCGACCAUGAAUCCGGGUUUGAACCGACCAGGCUUCGGUUUUGGCAACGACAGUAGCUCUUACAGGCUGAAUGCUGAAAAUCGUUAUGCCGGAGGAAGCGGGAAAAGUGGGGUUCCGGAUCCGGGUGUGGACCCCAGCAGGAAAUAUGGGUAUUUUCAUGGUGGCUUGACGUCGCCAUUGGCAAAAUCCCAUGUGGGUGUUCCAAAAGUUGACGAUUUUAGGCAUGGGGACCACCGUCAAUACAUGGGUCAAGAAGAUAAGACGCAUUCAAGUGGUUUAAAGGAGGGUUUUCGCGGCCUUUCAGAUCAAUUCAACAGAAGCAGAGAAAUGGCUGCGGAGGGACGUAUUGGCCUUGGUGGGUAUUCUUCUCAAGGUCAAGCACCACGACUGAAUGAGUUGCUGGACUCAAAUUGGGCUCAGCAUAGCCCAAAUGGGGACUACAAUGACCCUGGAGUGAAGAGAAGCGAGCAUGGUGAAAUGGGUACCUUUCCCAUUCGUGACCUUCUCUGUAAAAAUAUUGCAAAUAGUGUUGGAGAAGACAUCAGACCUCCAAGCUAUUUGAGGCCUAGCAUUGUGGAUUCCAUUAUGGACAGAAUUGAUGGUGCCAAUGGCGCACUUCGAGUAGGUACUCAGGAGAUUAGCCAGUGGAACCAAUAUCAUAACUUUACAGAACAGACACAACCGACUAUACCCAGUUAUCAAUCCUUGGGUACUGAACAAUCAUUGCCUGAUUAUUCUGAAGCUUUGGGUUCCAGUUCGAGAACCCGGGACUUCGGAUUUGGGGGAGAUGAUGCUCUUGAAAGAGGGCUUGAAGCUUUGUCAUAUGAAGGUGCAUUGAAGAGAUUAGCUCGGCUUGAGGGUGAUCCAGGUUUGGACGAUGUGACCACUCUGGAAAUGUGCGCAAUGAGAAAACGAGCUCUGGCUAAGCGACGAAGAGGGAAUGACUCAAAAUCUGAGUUGUUCCAUGAUUUGAGCGACUCUUGCAAUGUACCUGACUUGAGUUAUGAGGACAAUCAGUUGACUAAUGAUGAUGUAGAACAAUAUGCGACCAUUGGAGAGGGUCAGUGGAACAUUGACCAAGCUCUGAAUUUGGGAGAGGAUCGGCUGAAUAUUAACCCAAAUAUGAACUUUGGAGACUAUCAACCGGGCAUUGCCCGAGAUGUGACCUGCGAAGAGGAUCAAUGGAACAUUGAACAAGAUGUGAGCUGUCGAGAGGCCCAAUGGAAUGCUGAAGAUAUCAACAAGUUGAAUUCUGACAAUGUGUUGCCAUCCUCUAAAAUGCAAGAGCAUCAUGGCGAACAAUUCAAAUCUGCCAGGGUAGAUAUAAAGAAGCGUUUGGGACCUUUGACAUCAUCUGGCAGUAUAAGGAAGCGUUUGGAACCUUUGAACACGCCUGGCAGUGUAAAAAAGCGUUUGGGACCUUUGAAAUCGCCUGGCAGUGUAAAGAAACAUCUGGCGCCUGCUCAAAAUGUUCCUGAUCCCAAAUACUUAGGUCAUAAACUUGAAGAUCAAUACAAAUCUCGAAUAAGAGAAACAGAUGAUUUUAGUGGAAGCAUUCAUCUUCAAGGGGGUGGUCUUCCAAAAGUUGAGGGGAAACUUGCAAAAAAAGCACUCCCUGAAGAUUCUGAGGAGUUCAAGAGGCUGGUAGAUAGCACCUUUCUUAAGUACAUGAAGGGUUUGCAUGAGAACCCAGCUCUAAAAAGGAAAUUCAUGGAAGGAGAAACUGUUACUACAAAGUGUUGCAUAUGUGCCAGCAACUCGAAAGAAUUUCCAGGCACGGUACCCUUGGCAACACAUGCCUUCAUGUCACCUAUGGUUGGUUCCAGAGCAGAGCACUUGGGUUUUCAUAAAGCACUUUGUGUGCUGUUGGGAUGGGACAGUGCAGCAGUCUCCAAUGGUACAUGGAUUCAACGGUGUUUGCCUGAUGCUGAAGCCUCGGCUCUGAAGGAGGAUCUAGUUAUCUGGCCUCCGGUUGUUGUCAUCCACAACAGUUCCAUAGCAAAUAAAAAACCGGAUGAAAGGGUGAUUGUAAGUAUUGAAGGGCUUAGGGCUAUUCUUAAAGGUAUAGGAUUCGGUGGGGGGAAGACCAAGGUGUGCCGCGGGAAACCUGCAAAUCAAAGUAUCUUGGUAGUGACAUUUAAUGCCACAUUUUCUGGUUUGCGAGAAGCAGAAAGACUUCACAAGCUUUUCGCUGAGAACAAACACGGGAGGGUGGAGUUCCAGAAAAUCAGUUCUGCUGGCCUCAGAAACAGCAGCAACGGAAAGCAAGAGUUGCUGGCAGAUGAAGCAAAUUGUUUAUAUGGCUAUUUGGGAAUUGCAGAGGAUUUGGAUAAACUCGAAACUGAGACCAAGAAGCGGUGUGUGGUGAAGAGCAAGAGAGAGAUCCAGGCUAUUGCUUGUACUUCGCUUAGAAACGAAUGA
Messenger RNA from Prunus armeniaca (apricot), 2703 nucleotides. The record is from the annotation of a GenBank genome assembly. NCBI's taxonomy places the organism in Eukaryota, Viridiplantae, Streptophyta, Magnoliopsida, Rosales, Rosaceae.